AUGACCAUGUGCGCUGGAGCGUUUCGGCUUUCGAAGCUUGGUCCAAAUGAUGAGACGAUGACGUAUGGACUUUUGAUUGGUUACCUUGCUAUCAUGAUCAUCAAAAUCUAUCUACCAUGCUAUUACGGUAGUGAAAUAGCUUACAAAAGUCAACAGCUCACGACCGUGUUGUAUUCGUUGGAUUGGAUCAGCUUUGACGAAAAGUUCCGCAAGGAUUUGAAAAUCAUGAUGACUAUCACCAGCAUGCCAAUGGACAUCAAAGCGGAGGGAUUAUUCCCUUACGAUUUGACAAUGUUUACAACGGCAAUGAACUUUGCAUACUCUUUCUAUGCCUCACUACAAGGAGUGUUUUAA
Messenger RNA from Uranotaenia lowii, 354 nucleotides. RefSeq names its product odorant receptor 94a-like. Gene Ontology annotation, cellular component: plasma membrane. The record is from RefSeq and is a predicted model, not a curated record. Bases 1 to 354 code for a protein of 117 amino acids. The transcript is spliced from 3 exons. Lineage: Eukaryota; Metazoa; Arthropoda; Insecta; Diptera; Culicidae. Gene Ontology annotation, molecular function: odorant binding; olfactory receptor activity. Gene Ontology annotation, biological process: sensory perception of smell; detection of chemical stimulus involved in sensory perception of smell.